AUGGGGGAUCCCUUCGGUGGCGAAAAUCAGGCUACCGCUCCCCCCGCCCAGCCACAGCCACAGCAGCAGCGUGGGGGUGCGCCGCCGCCACCACCGCCGCCCGGGGGUGUAGACCGCAACGUCUCUCUGCUGGAUCUGAACGACGACGAGAACAACCUCCGCACAACAUGCGAUGCGUGCACGAUCGGCAAGAUCAAGUGCGACGGCGGGCACCCGUGCAAGCGCUGCCAGCGGCGGGGCUCGGAGUGCGUGUACAGGGAGAAGAAGAGAUGCGGCCCAAAGCGCAGGAAACUGUCCUCCCGCGACGAUUCCGAUGACGACGGGAGCCACGGGGGAAGCUUCGCGGGGCACCUGGGCGAAGGCGGGGCCGGUGUCAGGGUGCUUACCUCCAGGGAGCAGGAGUUUCUCGCCAAGUUUUACAGCAGCGUCAACAAGUUCAUCCCCCUCACAUGCCUCACGGUGAUCCGCGACGCCAUGAACCCUCUGCCGCUGGACGUCGUCCCUGGACUCGCCGCGUCAGAGGCGGAGGAGAACACGUACCACGCCCGCAAGGCCGUCCUGCUGGGCUGCGUGGCUGUCGGGGCGGUGUUCUGUGGCGACCAGUCGUCGGCGGGCGCAUACAUGUCGAGGGCGCAGAUACACCUGAAGGACUGCUUUGACGCGCUCAUACCCGAGGUGGUGAGCUGCUACCUGGUGAUGGUGGUGUACCACUUGCAUUUCCUGGACCGAUCUAAGGUCUACCGCUACAUCGGCUUCGCGCAGCAGGCGUACCGAGAGCUCGCGCAGUCGAACAAGCUUGUGGUGGGAGGGCACGUGCGAGAUAGCCUUCGCGUGCUGAGCACCUUCCUGCACGUGACAUGCAACAAGGAGAUCAGGCCCCAAAAGGUCCACCUGCGAGGGGAGACCAACCCGGAGCCCGGAGGGGGCAGCCUCUCCCGCAUCAUCGCGCUCUUCUCCCACGUGCUCCUCCAGCUUUACCGGAAGACGGACCGUGUGGAGGCCGCAAGAGCGUCCCCGCAGCAGCCCGUGCCGACCAUGGCGACGCUUGGGGCGAUGGCGAACGAGGCGGAACUCUUGCUGAGCAUGAUGGAGGACCCAGGGUCGUUCGCCGUGAUCGUGAUAAAGACGCUCAAGGGGUACUUCUUGCUCAUGAAGGGAAAGGAGCAGGCGGUGCUGGACGCGGUGGCAAUGCCGGUCGCUAAGGCGCUGGAGGCCGACCCUGCCGUCCUUAACUUCCCUCUCUGCUGGACAAUGUGCCAGUGCGUAAGCUCCUUCCUGCGGCGCAAGGGCUGCCACAGCGUCGCCGCGAGCAUGGACGCCAUCAUGCAACCCCUGCGCAUGACUCUCGCGUACGCGAACGCCUGCUGUGGCGUGGCCCUCAACGUGGUCGGCGUCUACGCCGGCAAGGGGAUCACCGUCACCCCCGUCAACGGCCUCUUCCCGCCGGGCACCGGCCCUGCCCCCGCAGACAUCCCCAGCCCCUCCAUCGGCACCGGCACCGCCCCUGUAGACAUCCCGACUACCUCUAUGGCCGGCGGCGGCGGCGGCAGCGGCGGCAGCAGCGGCUUCUCGUCUCCCCGGACAUCCAUCUCCUCCGUCCCAGACGAAGAAGAACGCUUGCGGUACAACCGCGACGGCGGCGGUGGCGGCGACGCAGCCGGGCGGCGACCGGCGGCGGCGUCGCCCGUAUCGGCGGCGGCGGCGGCGGUGGCGGCUUGCGAGGCGGACGCGAAGCAGCGGCAGUCGCGCGCCUCUGCCGCUUCCUCCUCCUCGCCGACGAUGCGCGGCGGCGGCGGCGGCUGGAGAUCGCUGUGGGGUUUUUCCGCCUGCGAAGGAGCGGCCAACAAUCACGAGGACGACGGCGGCGGCAGGAGCAGCAGCAUGCACACAACCUUGUACGACAUACCGUUCCCCGCCACCGCCCCCGCGGAGGCGAAGUUCUCGAGGUCGGCCUCGAUGCCAGGGGAAGGUGGGGGCAAGGACUAGUCGACGGUGUGAGCUUGGGGCCGGGGCUGGCGCUCUUGCAGGCGGGGGAGGGGGGGGGGGGGGGUUGAUCCACCGUGCCGCGGCGGCAGGCUACGCCUCGUAAGGGGAAGCAUGGUUGAGUGAGUGCGUGCGGAGAGAGAUUUGUGCGCACCGGGAAACGAGUGUGAAUUUUGCUGAUGGGCAACGCCAAACCCUCUCUCGCUCUCUCUCUCUCUGGGGCGCGGGUGGGAGGAGGGGACCCGCGCGCACGCGCCGCGACGCGAGGGGGGCCUGUGGAGUGCAUGCAGGAACUUACGGCCGCCUCCCCCGCCUCACCUGUUGCUUGGCAUGUGCUGAUGGAAGUUUUGCAUGGUAUAGGGCUUAAUAGUAAAACCUACGUACUGUCUAUUGUAUGGGCGUUAGUAUCACAGUCUUCAACCAAUACACGACGGAGGUGUAUAGGUGUAAGUGUGGCCAUAAUAAACCCUAUACAAUCUAAGUAUUGGUUUUAGUGUACCCCACCAAAAUCCUUUCAAAUAGACCACCCGUCUACCCCAACUCACGACUUCGGCCUUACCGAGUAUUGGAGCAGCAUUGCAUCUGCGUGGCCCCCUUGCCCCAACAAGAGCGGGGGCUCCGUAGCUGCACCGCGCACGGACCGGCUGGUGGUAUUGGCAGGCUGUCUUUGAUGUCGUGCUGCGACCUGGCCUGUCUGGCAAAGUGCGAUCGGAGAGAGCAGCGUUCUGUGUGUGCCGUCGUCUGUCAAGCGAUACUAGGAGUUGAAAGUUCGAGGGCGGGGUACCGCGUGGGUUAUAAGGUUAGAGGAGGGGUUGACGGGGGCUUUGGCCUUCUAGAUAGUCUACAACAAAGGAGUGGAGAAUGCUGCGGUUUGUUCGGUUCGAUGGUCAGCCACGUGGUGCGACCGUGUUUAUUCCGAAUCGGGAUACAUAUAGUGUUUGCUGCUUGGGCGGGAGUUGUUUGCUACUUGGGCGUGUACAUUUUUUAGUUUUUUUCCUCGUACAGAAGUCAUACGUGCAUGUUGUUUUUGUGGCCCCGCUGAUCCGAGGGACGUGCGGCAAGUUUGCGGUGUAUUGUGUUUUGUCUUGUUGCGUGAAACCAACCGCGCUUUUCUGUCAGAAACAAGUUGUCGUGUGUGUGUACAAGUACUCUCUCGUGCUACUACUGCGGUACGCAGUGUGUGUCGUGCUGUUGCUGUAGAAGUGUUAGGUUGAUGGUGUUGUUACGUACGUACGUAAAAAAUUGUAGUCGUCUUUAACAUUGAAGUUGUCUUUGUUGAAGGUGUUUUUUUGUUUUUUUCUUUGGGUUAUUAUUUGUUUCGAGGCAUCAUCCUCCCUUUGCAGUGGCGGUCAUUUCGUUCAGGGAAGGACCGUCUCUGUGGUACAUGGGAUGUUCCCGGCAUGCUGCAACAGCAGGCGUGGGGGGUGUACGGUUGAGCCUUCGCCCAGCGUGUGCUCUACACUAAGGGUUACACGGCUUUAGAGUGCAAGAACGGUGUUGUUGGGAGAAUUGUCGCCGACGUAAGACACACCGGUACACCCGGCAUUCAACAGCUUGCGCUGUGUUUGCUCGUUAGAGAGGUCGGCGCGGUGUGUAAAUACAUCCGGUGAUUGUAUGGAUAUCCUGAUGUAUCCCUAGCUUUACGCUGUACGUCGUGUCCUGUGUGGUUUUUGGUUACACCCUGUUGACAAAAUGUCAUUACUUACGCCCAGGUUACCUCAUCAUAUGCAUGGGUUUGCCAGCAUUUUGACCGAGCAAGUUAAUCACAUGUCUCGAGUUGUUGCGGACGGCAGGGUGCACCUUGGAUCAUCUCGAUCGAUGCCCCCAACCCGAUCUGUAUGUACCACUCUGUGGAUGUCUGGCGAAGAAAAUCUCGGCGCUGUCUGUCGUGAAAGGACCACUUCCGCGUCGUGGGAAGACUCCAAUCUCCGAGAAACGCGAAAAAGUGGACGGUAUCAGGCACGCAUGAUACGCAAGGAAGGGGAGACCGUAGAAUAGAAGGAGGCGUGUUCGCGGUUGAGAUGCGACAACUCCUGGAACAUAUAUUCGUCCAUCUGCGCCAUGCGCGCGGUCAAUGCUACAGUUCUACAUGCUAGCA
Messenger RNA from Ectocarpus siliculosus, 4081 nucleotides. The record is from the annotation of a GenBank genome assembly. Lineage: Eukaryota; Phaeophyceae; Ectocarpales; Ectocarpaceae.